Messenger RNA from Medioppia subpectinata, 747 nucleotides. The record is from the annotation of a GenBank genome assembly. Lineage: Eukaryota; Metazoa; Arthropoda; Arachnida; Sarcoptiformes; Oppiidae.
GGAGCCGUUGGUUUCUAUCCCUAUUACUACCUAUGGUUUGUGCGACUCCUAUACCCUCUGACACUAUUAAAAGUGGACGAAGAGAGCGGUGAAGUGAUCCGUCAGAAGAAUGGCUUAUGUAUAUCAACAGAACCGGGAGAGGUUGGAGAGGUGGGCGCCCGCAUCAUAGACUCGAGUCCUAUCAGCCAUUUUGACGGUUACACCAAUCAAACGGAGACCAAAAAGAAGAUCAUAUCCAAUGUGUUCAGAAAGGGUGACAAAGCGUUUCUAUCGGGAGAUCUUCUUCGCAUGGAUUCCGACGGUUUCCUCUACUUUGUCGACCGGACGGGCGAUACCUAUAGAUAUAAGGGGGAGAACGUGUCGACCGCCGAAGUGGAGGCAGUCAUACAAAAAGUGACACAACUGUCGGAUUGUGUGGUAUUUGGUGUGGAAGUGAACGGUUUGGAAGGGAAGGCCGGUAUGGCUGUGAUCGCAUCCCAAGACCAUGAGAUCAAUUUAAUGCAAUUGUCGGUCAGUCUCCGCAAACAACUGCCUCCAUAUGCGGUGCCGGUGUUUGUCCGCAUUACUGAUCGGAUUGAGAGCACCGGCUCUUAUAAGUUGCUGAAGAAUAGCUUUAUUAAAACCGGAUUCUGUCCCAACUCUACCACUGAUUGCAUUUACUUUUACGAUAAUAUUCACACAAAGUCAUACAUUUUGCUCGACUCUAAGCUAUACGAAGACAUUACGUGUGGAAAGAUUAGGAUUUAA